Messenger RNA from Ophidiomyces ophidiicola, 603 nucleotides. RefSeq lists its product as uncharacterized. Lineage: Eukaryota; Fungi; Ascomycota; Eurotiomycetes; Onygenales; Onygenaceae. The record is from RefSeq and is a predicted model, not a curated record. The transcript has a single exon. Bases 1 to 603 code for a protein of 200 amino acids.
AUGUCACACUCCGCAUCUAAGUCAUGGGUCUCAGCCGAGACAAAGGAGUUUGAUAAAUGGAACAAAAUACGUGACAAAAUCACUCACAUAUCCCCUCAUUCCCCAUUUGCUCCUAGGAUAUUUGCAGACUGGCUGGCACAUCGGGUCGCCAUGAAGGAGAACCAGCUUCAAAAGGUCACAAAUAAAAUCGCAAAAGUUAGUGAAAGAAUAGAAGCCGAAGAAACACUGAUUCUCCCGGUCUUAAGAGGGAAAACGCUUGAGGAUCGACUAGCUCUGGUUCUUGCCAGAGAAACAAUCUGGAGGUCAUCUUUGGAAUCCUUUCCAGGGAGAGAUUUGGCACCGUGGCCUUCAUACGAAGAAUUUAAGCAUGAAGGGGACGACCGAAAUAGAUCUGGAUUCCGUCGGUUCCUGCCACUGCCAAGGGAUUCCAGCAACGAGACUGUAAGCUGGAAGCAAAGGAAACCAUUGAACCAAUUUUUUUUCGAUCGGGUGGGUAUAAAAUUAAAACAGGAGCACGGCGAGGGUGAGGAACUAGAAGGAGUCGACGAAUGCUUCGGUACACAACUUAUUGGGGCUGCACUUUUGCUAUGUCUUGUCGAAUAA